Molecule: messenger RNA, 450 nt
Organism: Eruca vesicaria subsp. sativa (arugula)
Lineage: Eukaryota; Viridiplantae; Streptophyta; Magnoliopsida; Brassicales; Brassicaceae
Source: the annotation of a GenBank genome assembly
AUGGCUUUCGUGAGAAAUCUAUUAGGUGCAAAGAAGAUUCUUGGAGCCGCAACAAGCAAAAGGGCAACCUCGGCUGCACCAAAAGGGUUUCUUGCGGUGUACGUAGGACAGAGCCAGAAGAAGAGAUAUGUGGUGCCAAUAUCAUACUUGAGCCAGCCUUCAUUUCAAGCUCUACUGAGCAAAUCUGAAGAAGAGUUUGGAUAUGAUCAUCCAAUGGGAGGAUUGACGAUUCCUUGUCCUGAAGAUAUCUUCAUCAAUGUGACUUCUCGGUUGCAGUGAUGAUUAUCCAACAUAUUGUUCUUCAAGUUAGAGAUAGACUUAGUCCCUUGUAAAUACAGGAGAAUUUUUCUUUUUAUAUAUUUCUUCUUGAAAGAGUUGUUCUAAAACUUUGAAAAAUGGAAUGCCAUUGUUACAUUUUUGUUCGAUCAUUGGAAAACUAUAAGAGAGUAA